Lachancea dasiensis is the source of this 2283-nucleotide messenger RNA. NCBI's taxonomy places the organism in Eukaryota, Fungi, Ascomycota, Saccharomycetes, Saccharomycetales, Saccharomycetaceae. The record is from the annotation of a GenBank genome assembly.
AUGGCUAAGAGACAUGGUCAUUACCGCGCCAGAGGCACUGGCAGACGUCAAGGAGGUCGUGGAAACUUCAAAAAGGCAAAGAAUAUAAGAAAGCAGGUCUCUAGUCGAAGUAAAAAUGGUGGAUACAACGGAGGCGUUGUCCCCGUGGGAGGAGGAGAUCUAGGUAACGCCGAUAUGAUAGAUGACUACUAUUUUGGACAUAACUAUGGCCAAAACUCGAUGCAUAUGGGUGGAUUCAGACCUGGAAAGCACAAACAGGCUCAGGAAAAUGAGUAUGAAUCAGAUUUACCACGCAGGAAGCGGCCUGUAGAAUUCGUGAAAGCAAAAGAUACGUACGAUCCUUCUCGCGAAUUGAUUGACAAGCUGAAUAAUGCUCGAAAUGAACUCAAGGCUGUGAUUCCACCUGAAAGAUCCUCAGACGAUGGGAAAACACUGGAGGUAGAAACUGAAAAGGUAGCACAAUCAGAAGAAGAAACAGAAGCAGACUCUACUCAGUUUGCGGCGAUCCACGGCUCAACUGCUGAGGGAGAUUUUGAAGGGAAUUCAGAAGAAGACUUGGAAAAAGGCUACGAAGUGCCUGUUAAUAUCCAACAUGAAAACGGAGGGGAAAGAACUUUUGCAGCUGAUAUACCUAAUGAAGAGCUGUUCUUUGUGGAUGAAGCUCCAGAGCUGCCUGCUAAGCUUAAAACUGUAGCUGUUGAUGUCGCUGACGAUAAAGCCAACAAGGCGAUCAAUACAGACUUCGAGCCCACUUUAGUAAUAGGUAAGACGCAGCUUGAGCUAGUCCAAGACCAAGAUGGCUCUACCUCGGUGGUAGUAGCGGGUCAAAAGUCUCACCCUUUCAAGGGCAGAUUAGAGGAAGAAGAAGAGUCAUUGCAUGAUGCAACGACGCAAGGCUUUUAUGAUAGCUGUGAUCCAGAAUCUGACGAUUUUGACGACUUCAGCGAUAAUGACGGUCACCUCAUAGAGAUAGAUCAGGAGAGCAAGGACGGCUACCAGUACACUGUACCAUCAACACGAAGGGAAUCUCCUAUGCUCUCCUCUACUAUCCAAAGUCUUACUUUGAACGAUGAAGGCAGCAAUUCAGAAACGAAAAAUGAUAUCGAUGAUCGCACACCUGCAUUUGGUUUUCUAGAUGAAGAUUUUAUUUUAAACGUCUCUGAUUUGAGCAUCACCAAUAUACGUCUCGGCGCGCAACAAAACUCCUACUACCUCAGCAAUUACCAAUACUUCGGGGAUUUUGAACCAAGGUGGGUCGAUCAAGACGACUUAACAGACUUUGUCCUUGAACUGGGGCUGCCGCAUCAUCGUGUCGGACCCUAUCUGGAAUAUGUUAUGGACUCAAUUAUACCCAAAGAGACAAAGGGAGAUCAGUUGGAAGCCAAGAUUGCCAAAGAAGCAACUAUGUUGGCAAGCGAAACUGAAAGCGCCGAAGAUGAUGUCAGUGAAAAAGCUUUUUGCAUUAGUGACAAUGACGAUGAUGAGCUAGGUGAUGAUCUCGAGGAUUUGGUUGCCUACAGCAUGAAGUAUGAAGCAGUUCGUAAUCAGACGUACGAAACUAAGAGUAUACCGACUAGUGGUAGGGGAGGCAAAAAGAAACUGCUGUUUGAUGAUCAAUUGGACUUAGAUCAAGGUAUAAAAGACGAGCUUCAAGAUAAGCUAUCCACUCGAUCUAAGAAAAAAGCUAGUAAAAGGAAUAGUAAGGAAGAUUAUGUUUCUGAGCAAAAUGGAAAUUCUGAAGAUUUGUUUUUAAAGUACCCCUAUGGAUUCCACGUUGAGAACAUCAAGGACGAAUUUGAGUUUUUUCUUGCUGGCAAUAGGGUCUCAAUGUCUUUUCCACCGCUUGACCCUCAUGGAAACAAAACUGUCGCGAGUUUUGCCGAGGCUUACAAUAUGAAGGGUCGAAAAGUUGGCAAGAGCGGAAAGACACACGUUAUGGUUGAGAAGGUCAAAAAGACUAAAUGGGCGCUUCCGAACUACAACUAUAUAUCUCAGCUGUUGAGACGAAGACCAAUUUUCAUGCGAAUUGACGUUCGUAAACCUCGCGAGGAUCGUUUUCCUUCAGAAAAAUCUUCUGAAAAAGCUAAGUUUCACGUCAAAGAAGGAGAAAUCGUUGGCGAAGACGCCCCAGAGAUUGGAACAGACAAUAUUGGUAGAAGAAUGCUCGAGAAAUUAGGUUGGUCUAGCGGUCAGGGUCUUGGUGCCCAAGGCAAUCAAGGUAUUAGUGAGCCUAUUUUUGCAAAAGUCAAGAAUACUAAGUCUGGUCUACGCCAAAGUGGGUAA